Colletes gigas is the source of this 2856-nucleotide messenger RNA. Its product is annotated as ADP-dependent glucokinase. NCBI's taxonomy places the organism in Eukaryota, Metazoa, Arthropoda, Insecta, Hymenoptera, Colletidae. Gene Ontology annotation, biological process: glucose metabolic process. The transcript is spliced from 5 exons. The record is from RefSeq and is a predicted model, not a curated record. Gene Ontology annotation, cellular component: endoplasmic reticulum. Gene Ontology annotation, molecular function: ADP-specific glucokinase activity. The coding region runs from base 148 to 1596 and encodes 482 amino acids.
CUGGGUCAAAUAACACUAAUACAGUACGGCUGUGAGAAGCAAGGUUUCUGUUUAUGUUUAACAGAUAAGAAAAUAGGGACAAAUGCUAUUACAUUGAUUAGAUUUUUAGUGCAGCAUUGGGAUUCAUUAUUCUUAUUGGUGUUCGAUAUGGGGUACAAUAGAAGAUUGAAAGUCGGUACAGCUGUUACCGUGUUAACAGUUUUAAUCGCGAUUUAUUAUAGAAACUCAGAGAACGUUCUUCAGAAACGAUUACAAACGUUAAUUCACGGAUUAGAAAGAUUGGAAAAUAAGCACGUGAUCACAUCAAGACCAAAAGUUGCGAUAGGUUAUGGUAUAUGCACUGACGUAUACGUGAACGCUAAACAAUUGUUAGAAUAUUCUGAAGAAGUUGGUCAACCGGAACAUUUUGACGAAAUUAAUACAGAACUUGAAUUGUUAAAAAGUUUCGCCUAUUAUUUUCGUCAUGGCGCAGCUGCUGAGAGAUAUAUGGCAAAUCGGACAUUGUUCGAAAACCUUGUCGCUAGAGCUCGUUCAUUCUCAUCGUCUUAUGCUACUAUUGGUGGUAAUGCAGCAGUUAUGGCACUACGAUUUGCAAGGGAAGGAUGUGACGUAGUGCUUGGUGCAAAAAUGACCAAGUCUUUGCAUCAGAUGAUACCACAGAUUAUUAAUAUUGUUGGGGGUGAAGUAAAACGUGAUGAUGUUCACUUAAUUAUAGAAUACAAAGAUGGGGAUGUUUGGGGUCCAUAUUCCAGUUCUAGGGCAAGCAGAUUUAUAAUUCAUAAUGAUGCCCACAAUCCAAUGAUUGGAUCGUUUAAUGCAUUUGAUCAAUUUUUAUCAACAUAUGAGCCUAAUUUACUUGUUGUCAGUGGUCUACAAAUGAUGGACAACUAUCCAUUUCCAGAUGGUGUACGACAGAAGCUUUUGCUGAAAGUAAAGAAACAAAUGAUUGAACAAUCGCCAUCUACUAAAAUUCACUUCGAAAUGGCUUCGUUCGCGGAAGAUAAAUUGCUUUUUGAAUUGUGUGACUCGAUCAUACCAUUUGCGGAUAGCUUAGGCAUGAACGAACAAGAAAUAGCAAAUUUGCAUAAUGCUAUGUAUUAUGGAAAUAUUUCAUUGGUAGCUAAUUCCACGCCGCGAAUCGCAACAGUCUUAGAUCAAAUGCGAACAUUAUUCAAACUUAUACGCGCGAAGAGUAAGUCUGUCGCUAAUUCUCGGGAACUUACGAGAAUUCACGUACAUACGUUAGCGUAUCAAGCUAUAUUUACUAUGAAAGGUUCUAUGUGGAAAAAUACAAUGGCUGCAGCAGCCAAGGCAUCAUUAACAGCUCAUAGACACGUAUGCGCGACAAGUCAGGUCGAUGUUAGAAAAACAGCCUUAAUUUUAGAUGAUAGUUUUUCAACAUCUAUCGUCGAUGGUACUAGAAUAGCCCUUGAUAUCGACAAACCAGUGUCUUGUUGGGAUGAAGUGUUAAAGGCAGGUAAUGAAGAAAUUUCCAUUCUAGUAUGCGUCACCCCGGUAUUAGUUUGUACCGAGGCUGCUCAAACCGCUGGCGGCGGUGAUAAUAUUUCAAGCGCGGGACUCGUAUUGCAAAUUUGAACGGUACGUUUGUCCAAAUACGAUUAAACGAGUCUGAAUUAUUGUUUCUGGAUAAUGGUCUACUUAGGUACUUACGAAGUGAAAUUAGAUUUUGACGCACGGAAGCUUUGGAAGUUUAGAUUAUCAUUCAUUCCACGAGAUAUCAUUCCAACGUACGUACUUUUACACGAAAUGUUCAUCAGAAUUUCUCUACACGCGAAUGUAUCUUAGCAAUUUCUGGAAAGACAUUUUUUUUCUGUACUUACUGUCAGUUGUACUGAAGCUGUCUUGAAAAUUACCGGGCUUAAAAUUAGCAUAGAUGUUGAAAUAUCGAUGCUAAUAAUUCAUUGACGAUUUAUAUACCUAUACUUAGAUAGGUAAGUGCGAAAAUGAAUAGAAUAUAUAUCAUGUGAUAGCAAAUAAAUUAAAAACAUAUAUAAGCUGUUUUAUCCUUUCAUGCAUAAUAAAAUGCGUUUGGGAUCAUGCAUGACGUCGAAUAACAUUUUAAUAUUUAUAAAAUGUGCGAUUAAAAAAUUUUUAAUUGAAAAAACAAUUAUUAGUUAACUUUUAUCGAGUUGAAACCUCUCGCGAAAAUCAUCGGCGGCAGACAAUAGUCUUUGCAUGAAAUUUGCGGCCAUCAGUGUUAAUUGAAAGUUAGCAGUGCAUUGACCAAGAAAGGAAUGAAAUAUCUUGGAUAAAAUGCCAUUUCGUUUCAUGUAUAUUCUAACGAAUAAUUUUAGAGUUGAAUGUCGUAGAAAAAUUACUCGUGAUUUAUGUACGGCUGUACACACGAAAUUAGUACUCGAAAAUUUGUUCUUAUACACACUAGUUUCAUUGUAACGUAGAAAAAUACAAUUGCAUUUGACUGUAAUUGUUAUUAAAUUAUUAAGCGACAUGUUCGAAAAUGUUAUGACAAUAUUGAACAGAAAUAUUAAGCAUAUUAUGCUCCAAAUAUAAUUUACGCUAUACAGUAAGGCACGGUUAACUAUCCUCUCGCCUUAUAAGUGGAAAAGCUUGGUGAGAGAAGAACCGUGGAAAGGUAAUCGUGCUUUACUAUACAUUGUGUAUAUUGUGCCAUGCGAUGUUUAGUAAGCUCUUAACAAAAUGAUUCCAUGUUUCAAUUAUAAUAAUAAAAAAAAAUUAUUAUGUGAAAGUUGUUCGCUUUCAGGGUCGGUGCGAUGUGAUGUAGCAUUUCAAAAAUUCUACAUAAAAUAAUUUUUAAACAAAAGAAAUAAAAUUUGAAGAAAAUAAUUAAAUAAAACAUAGUUAAACGAUGCAAAA